Molecule: messenger RNA, 5543 nt
Organism: Lytechinus variegatus (green sea urchin)
Lineage: Eukaryota; Metazoa; Echinodermata; Echinoidea; Temnopleuroida; Toxopneustidae
Product: adenylate cyclase type 10-like
Exons: 25
Coding region: 945-4457 (1170 amino acids)
Biological process (GO): cyclic nucleotide biosynthetic process; intracellular signal transduction
Cellular component (GO): cytoplasm
Molecular function (GO): adenylate cyclase activity
Source: RefSeq, a predicted model, not a curated record
AGGGAUGAUUGUCAGCUGAUACAUUCUAUUCGCGCGCGUAAAUGCCCCGUCACAAAUAAACAGUUUCCCCAAACGCCUGUCUGCUGCAGCUUUGUGGAUGUGCUGUUGAAUGUAAUGGUAACACGUUUCAUAAGGAAAGAAGACCCGACUGUGAUCCCGCCUCUCACCAAGCACCACUAAAGAUCUUCUUCUUCAGGCAAUCGUUCGUCUUUGAUAACAAAGUGAUGAUUGCCAAUUUAAUGGUGAUCGAUACCAAGGUUUGUCUCAGAUUUUAUUCCGCAUCACUCCCCGCGGCCGCUUGAAAGCCGAACAUUUUCUUCCGAGGUUUGCGCCGUUCUGAAAUCAGCUGCACUCGUCUCCUUGUGCGAAUAAGACGCAUCUUCUAAUCAUCUUUCCUCAAAGCUCAACAUCGGCUCUCUCGCUUUGGCCAUAAUUGUUUUCUGAUAUUGAUUCAAAUUCAAGACCAUGAGAGAAAUACAAUUUUGAAAUGUUUUCCCAAUUUUCUGAAGGCUACAAAAGGAGGAAGAGGACUGGAAUAUUUUGAUAACGCACCACUUACCAAAAGUGCAACUUUAUCGCAUCAGUGAUUAUUGUGGUUUCCUUCAUGAACUAUACCAAAAUAUAAGCAGAUGAUUACCCUAUUUAACGGAUACUCGGCUAUUUUGUUUCAUUGCCGUCGUUGUUGAAAAUAUCCAUGUUAAUAAUUAUCUAAGAUUUUCCAGUGAACAGUACAGCUGCGUUGAUAGUGAGUGGAUAAUGUACAGAGGACUCAUUCGUCAUAACACCCGUGACUUCCGUACCUAUCCCUAUUUAUCCGGGCGAGCUCUGGGGACCAGCGUCUGUUUAAAUUCAUUUCAGGCCGUCUAAUUAAAAAGCUUCAGUGGAAAUAUUUUCUGGGAUUAAAAUCAAUAAUGUGACUUAUCAAUUUGAACUAUCUCGCGAUAAUGGAAGCUGAAACAGAACGAAGAGAAGAUGACAUCUUAGAGCUAGCUGCGCAUCUCCCCGACCUAGUGCUCCAAGCUAGCAACAGCAUCCAAGAUUACCCUGCCGUUCAGCAUGUUGAGAGUGUUGUCAUGUUCCUGGAUAUCUGGGGUUUUACCUCCCUAUGUGAGAGACAUACAAAGCUCAAUCUUGGAGUUGAUAUCCUGACCAAAACCCUCAAUGACUAUCUAGGUCUCAUCGAGAAUGCUAUCCUCAAGAACGGUGGCGAUGUCGUCGAGUUUGCAGGUGAUGCCUUACUGGUAUUAUGGGAUGUUGAUUUAUAUGGCCAGAGAGCGGCCAUGGCUCGUGCUAUACGAUGUGCAAGACAGAUCCAGAGGAAAUGUCAUGAUUGGACAACAGACUCGGGCAUCUCAUUGGCUCUCAAGAUAGCUCUGGCAGUAGGUCAAAGUUAUAUCACUUACGUUGGAUGUCACUCGUGUCGUCAUUACAGCACUAGUGGGCCAGCGGUGAAUGAAGCUAACAGAACAGAGAAGAGAUGUAGUAGAGGAAGUAUAGUCCUAAGCCAGCAAGCUUGGGAGACCUGUCCCGAUAGAACAGCUAUGAGUGUGGAAGAAUUACCCGAGGGAGAAAGAAAACUUUUGUCUGUCGAGAAAGAAUGGGCUGAAACAGAACUUGAUCCAGUCCGAAAAGAUUUUCAGACGCUCCAUGAUGCCUUGAAACAGGGACAGAAACUAGAGCGUGAACCUCGGAUUCGGAAGAUUAAUUUCAAAUCUGUUCAUCGAUCCAAGAUGCGUCCCUUCAUUGCACCUCCAGUUCUUAGCAAGUUUGAUGAGAAUCAAUCUCUUGACUACCUAUGUGAGAUGCGUGAAGUGACAGUUGUGUUCAUCAAUCUUCACAUGGACUCUGCGCAUGAUCAUUCUACGUGUCUACAAUCAGUAUAUGAUAAGAUACAUACAUCAGUAUCACAGUUUCAAGGAAUGAUCAACAAGAUCUUUGAGUUUGACAAGGGUACGAGUUUCUUGGUAUUAUUUGGUCUACCAGGGUUUAAACACGAACAUGAAGCUUGCCAUGCUGUUCAAUGUGCAGGUCAAAUCAAAGAUGUUGUCAGUUCAAUGAUUGAAGUCAAGCAAAUCUCUAUAGGUGUAACUACUGGUAAAGUGUUUUGUGGAGUCGUGGGCCACAAUGAAAGACACGAAUAUACAGUGAUUGGACCUAAAGUCAACAUGGCGGCUCGUCUGAUGAUGCAUUAUAUCGGGAAGGUCACGUGUGAUGAAGUUACCAAGAAACGAUCAAGGAAUGACUCUAGAGGAUUCAUCAGGGUUGCUAACAAGGAACUCAAAGGCAUCGAUGAUCCAGGAAUGGUCUGGGAGUACACAGGAGCAGGGAAUGUUGACAACUCUAUUCCAGAGUAUGGAUAUCCUUUACUAUCAUAUGUGGAGGAAUUUGAGCAGUGCUGGAAGUCACUAUGGAGAAUGGCUUCCUUAGCAACGAAUUCAUCUAGUACUAUCCAUCAACCAGCUAGGUUUAUAGUAAUUGGGGGAGACCCUGGGGUCGGAAAGACAAGACUACUACGAUCUGUCAUGGAUACAGCGAAGGGAAUGAAUAUGGCAGUAUACACAUGUCGACCUAGCGUUGGUCAGUCAAGUACUCCCUACCAUACAAUCUGCUCCGUAGUACUCCAACUCCUUGAUCUCCAGGAUAUAGGGAGCCCUCAGGAGAGGGAGCAUAGGCUCCAGGAAAGAUUCGAAGAUACAGAGCUCUUCUGGCAUCUAUGUCUCCUUAACGACCUACUUGGAAUUCAGAUCCCAGUAACGGAUGAGAUCGCUGAUCUAUCUCAACGAGAGCGGACUCAGGCUCGUCAUGCCGUCCUUGCCUACAUCGUAUCAGAGGCAAGGAAUAGAGAUAGCGCUGGAACCCUCAUUGCCAUCGACGAUGCACAUUACAUUGACCAAGAUUCAUGGACUUACUUAGAGGCACUGCCAUCCAAAUACUGUCUGGUUGCUUUAGCAAUGGGAAGCUUCAGACGUGAUGCAGAGGUACCUAUCGCAGCCUCCAGGAUCCUUCAAGCCAGGAGCACCCUCCAUAUCAAGCUCCAGGGCCUGGAGCCACAGUGUAUGGAGCCUUUACUGUGUCAGCUCCUGGAGAUGGAUAGUGUUCCAAGAGAACUUACCAUUAUGCUAACCUCCCACCAGGGGAAUCGUAUCAACCCAUCUUGGGUAAACCAAUGUGUAUUCAACAUGCUUCAUCAUCAACAAUUAGAGCUAUACACAGAAGGAGAGAGAACAGUCUGUCGGGUAGCUAAGGGAGUCAGGCUUAUGGAACUGGAUAUACCACCUUCUCUUAGAGGCUGUAUGAUAGCAUUCAUUGACCGUCUACCUGAGCUACAAAGAACCACAGUCAAGAUCAUAUCCGUGGUCGGAACGUCCUUCACGGCGGACAUCAUAGCCCACCUCAUGCCUAACGUCAUCCAGGAGAAGAUAAACCCUACCAUCGGCUCACUCCAAUCCGCUGGCAUCCUGGUCUUUGGCAGCGGCGGAGCAUUGCCGACGGUGACAAAAUCGACGACGAUGACAGCAGGGUCGCUUAGGUUCCAGUCUGUGACACUCCAGGAGACAGCUUAUGCACUCCUGCUGGAGAAACAGAGAAGGAAGCUCCAUGAAAGAUAUGCUACCUACCUGGAGAAUAAUCAUCUAUCUGGUAGGAAGGGGGAGAUCAGUUCUCCUGGUGGUCUCUCUCCUGCUGGUAUCAAGAAACUACUUGGAAUAAAGACCGACUCUAAACAAAGAGAUGACAACAGUAACAACAUACUUUGUAAGAAUGACGAACAAUCUUUACAGUCUGUAUAUCCACAACUCGUCACACAUUGGAAGAAGGCUAACAAUCUACAGAGAGCUAUUCAUUACAUGGUCUAUGGAGCAGAGUCGGCUGUGGCACUUGGAUAUAACAUGCAGGCAAUAUCAUUCAUCUUUCAAGCUAAAAAAUUAAACCCAUCACCAGUGCAACUGAGACGAUUGGAUGAACUAGCUACCAAGGCCACUGCAAGUCUCCUCUUCACCAAGAGAAGGCGCUCUUCAUCUCCUGGUGGGGCCAAAUUCAAGUGGAGGAACAUGGCUGUGAAAGCAAGAAACUUUGAACGUUCACUCUCAGUUGAAGAAGAAGAAACAGACGACAAGGUCGAUGUCGGAGGAGUGGGCAUCGUUGACGUCUCUCCUGAAGAGGAAAUCAUCCCGUCUGAUCGCUAUCAAACCAUCAUGAAGUCUGCAUGCCCUGAAUUCACUGAGGAACCUCCACCACCACCCAGCCGCCUCACAGACGACAUCUCUCACAGAUGCAACGGGAAUGUAGAUACAAAUGCACACUCUAUGAAUAAAAUGGCGGGAAAACUGGUGAAGCAGACAGUAACAACAUAUCGAAUAUCCAAAUAUUACAUCUAUGCCGUCUGCUCAGUGAUCGUAGCUUUCUGGGCAUACCUUAUCAUGAACAGAGCAAUAUCUACUGAAAGAAACUCAACAUGACCAAAAUGAUAAUAACUUUGAUCACCUUCUUAUAAUGGCUGAAGAAUAGUAUAUAAAAUGAGUUAAAUUUUGUUGUAAAUAUAAUGUAAAUAUCAAAGCAAGCAAUAUAGAAAUUGUAUAUUUGUUUAGUAUCACAUUUUGUCAAAUGCAACUAUUCGGUCUAAUUAUAUUUUCCUUGUGCUUUGAAUGCUCCUACAAUAAUGAUCAGAUUUUAAAUUGUGUGACACACUUUCAUACAUACACUAGGUGAUUUUAAGUUGGCUAAUACGAUGGAUUUUGGCGUGAAGGGCAAGAAAUUAAGAUGCUGAAGAUGACAACUGAAUGUUUUUUUCAAAGCUAAAUACCACAUGAUGCCAAUCCCAAACACCAGCACUCUGGCACCAGGGUGCUACCUCUAAUACUUGUUAUACACCAACACCAGCAUUCAAAAACAUACUUGAAAUCACCCAUUUCAACUAAAUUAAAGAAACUCUAGGUGUUGCAAAUAAGAUUUCUCAUAGGCCAUUUAAAAGUGAUUUUUUUCAUACAAGAAAUCUUGAUUGGCAAUCCAUCUUGAAAAUUUUUUAAUGCAAGACUGGUGUACAUUCUAACAAAAAUAAAUCCUGUCUUUAUUUUGAGGGUUUUUUCAUAUAAAAAAGCUAGGAAAUCUAAGGGUAUGGGGAUUUUAAUCGUCAACUGUAUGUUAGUAGUAUCUAAGCAUUCAGUCAUGACAAAUGGUAUAGCAAACGGUCCAAUUAUAUUUCUAUUUCAAAAGACAAUUGCAAAUAGGCCAAAAAAAUGUUAAACUGUGCUAAAAUGGACGCAUAAUUAUUUAAUUAUCAUAUUGAUACGUUUCAGUGAAAAUUAGAAAAUGUAUGUACUUAUUGCGCUGUGUGCUUUUAGGAAACAAUAUUUGUUUCAUGUAUAUAUAACAGCACCCUGAGAGUAAUAUAUUAUCCCCUGCAAGUAUGUCUUCCAUUAAUGUCCAUCAAAUAUGACAUGUCAUGUAUUGAACCUGAAUGUGUAAAUACUUUAUUAUUGAAUUCAACAAAACUUGGUCAUUCAUUCUCUCUUCAUUAUUGUAUUAAACCAGAUUUUAAAAAUGUA